Molecule: messenger RNA, 561 nt
Organism: Necator americanus (New World hookworm)
Lineage: Eukaryota; Metazoa; Nematoda; Chromadorea; Rhabditida; Ancylostomatidae
Exons: 6
Coding region: 1-561 (186 amino acids)
Source: RefSeq, a predicted model, not a curated record
AUGAGGAUCCCUCAUCCAAAGUGCGUCGAAACUCGUGUUCAGCACGGUCAAGCGUCGUUAUCUAUUAACGGCACCGUUUCGCAUGCAGAUUCGCGGCGAAUAGCCGGCGAAAUAGCGGCGAUUUUCGCUGCGCUCUGUUUACUCAGCGUCCGUCUUUGCGUGUGCAUACUUCCUCCAGUUUUUGAAGAAGAGGAUAUGUAUGAGCGUGAGAACUGGUCUCUUUUUCCUAGCAAUUCAUGGUUUCUGACGAAUGGUGCUUUCGUUUCAACACAUAGCCCACAUACUCAUGUGGACUCGAACGGCUUCACCAUGGCUCCAUGUACAGUCGAAUCUAAAAAUCGUAAUAUCAUUCAUCGACAAGAAAAUAUCAUGAGUUUUGUGGAGCACGCUGAGGAUCGGAGAAUAAAUUCGUUGGAAGUUUCGUGCAGUUUCAAAUUUCUCGACACUUCCAUGCACAUCACGUCACGAAGGGAACGAUCAUGGAUUGACUCAGAUGGAUGUCGCUUGCGCACUCUUGUCGCACUUUCUCGCCUCACAUCUGUUUUCACUCGCUAUCGCUAA